This is a messenger RNA of Anoplophora glabripennis (Asian longhorned beetle), 6590 nucleotides long. Its product is annotated as receptor-type tyrosine-protein phosphatase mu-like. Bases 48 to 5747 code for a protein of 1899 amino acids. NCBI's taxonomy places the organism in Eukaryota, Metazoa, Arthropoda, Insecta, Coleoptera, Cerambycidae. Gene Ontology annotation, molecular function: protein binding; protein tyrosine phosphatase activity. Gene Ontology annotation, biological process: protein dephosphorylation. The transcript has 35 exons. The record is from RefSeq and is a predicted model, not a curated record.
UUUAACAGUAAAAUAUCUUUAAUGGAACAGUUAGUAGUGAAGUAUUGAUGUGUGUACCGAUGGAAUUUAAAAUGAAAUGUUUCGAAGUAAUAACAGUCGCACUACUUCUCAGGACACCAGUAUAUAUGACACAGAGUGUCGAACCAGUUUUCGUUGUAACUAAAAACCGUUGUAUAACAAACAGUGAAUCUGGUAUAGUGUUUAAUCCUCCCGUUGAUGAAGUAACGGAAAGGACUGGGAAUACUUCGUCUCGUUUUUAUCCUGACCAACAAAAGGAACACGUAUGCAAUAUUGAAUAUGAUGAGGACUGUAGUCGUGAAUACAUUUCUGAUGACUGGUGUCUUAUUCAUUCAGUUAAUGGAGAAAUUAACGACGAAGUUUUUGAUCGCAGAUGGGAAGAAUUCAGGAUUUAUAAAAGCAGGCAUUUGCAGAAGGACGAAACUUUAUUGUUUAAAGAAGUACUUAAUAUCAGGAUUACAAAGACCGACUUCGUAAUACCUUUUUCAGUGCGUCUUGAAAAUGAAGGACACGUUUUUCUUUGUGAAGAUGACAUUAAUAAUUCAAAUUGUUACUGGAUAAUGUUAGAAGCUUGGGCUGGUAAAAAAUCUGCUUUAAGGAGGUGUAAUGCGGGAUAUAUACCCACUGAAAACAAGCGAUACCCUAAUGAGUCUUGCAGUACAUUAAAAGCUGAGUUUCAUCACACAGAAAAAAUGAUAAGCGAUGAAUUUUGGACCCACUUCAAAAUAUCCGUGAAAAAUGGUACUAUUUCUGUCAAGAAAAGCAAUGAAGAGUCAGAAUUAUUAAAUUUCAAUGAUGACAAUCCCUUUUCACCCAGGCGCAUAUUUGUUCACAGCAAAAAAAAAGUUGGUCUCUGGAAAUUUCACACAUAUACUUACCUCUAUUCCACUACUACAUCAAAACGUUAUAGACAAUUGGGUAAAUCAUUUACACUUCAAAAAGAGGUUAACUACUGUAUGGCAUUUUUCGUAAUUAUGUGUAGCGAAUGUGAAUUAAUGAUUACUGUGGCAAUGAAGGAACUAACGCAUGUCCAAAAUGUUAUUACAAAGGAUCAAAAGUGGAAAGAAGUAAAAAUUUUUUUGAAAUCCAACAAAACGGAAUACGUUGGAAUGUAUUUCACGUCUAAGAAUCGAGGAUCACAAAAACCAUUUUGGGGUAUUGACAGCGUACGACAAUGUGCAGAUAAUGAAUAUAGGAUAUUAUCGUCUUCAACCGAUAACGUCCCUUGUCAGCUUAUUGCAAAUGAUAAGUCCAUGGAUACACGAGAAACAAAUGAAAUCCGUGACAUAAGAGCAAACUGUUCGGAGGAUACAUUUGGGGAAAAUUGUAUACCUUGUUCCGCAUUAGAUGGUUCUUUUUGCCCUUCAUUCAAGUACUGUGAAUUAUAUGAAAAUAAAACGUUUUGUCACUGUACUUCCGGAUUUCACACAGAAUCUUGUAGCGAAGAAUGCAUAUCGGGAUAUUAUGGUCAUGGUUGCAAAAAGCAGUGUAACAAUUGUGUCCAGGGAUGCGAUAAUAUCAAUGGAAAUUGUAAAAAAGGUGAAUGCUUUGAAGGUUUUCGAGGAACAAAAUGCGACGACCCUGUAGCUCCCUUGCUGAAAUAUGCUCCUGGGGUUAUGAGCAUAGCAGAAACUUCAUGUAUCGUUUAUAUACAAAAUGAUGAGGUAAUUGGUGAUAGAGCUACUAUUAAAUAUAUCCGUUUCGAGUAUAAGAGAGAUAUGGAUAAUAAGUGGAAAAUUAACAGUGAAAGAGAUUUUCUAAGCAUUCAGUACAUAACCGACAAAAUUUAUAAUUUAGAAGCGGAUACCACAUAUUAUGUUCGAGCUGUACUUUAUUCAAAUUUGUCCGAUAUUUACGAAGGAGGUGCAAUAAAACAAAAAUCCUUUGUUACAACUUGCAUUCCAUAUAAUCUCAAUAAUAUUAAUAUUAAAACGUACAACACAACGGCUACAGUUCAAUUGGUGAAGAAAUCUGCUAAAACAUGCCGAAUCAGUAAUUAUAAAUAUAGUCUGGAUGAAGGAAAGGAAAAAUAUGUGAAAGAAGAAUUUGAAUUACCUAAUCUAAAACCGUUUCGAACGUAUAAACUCACUCUCCGACACGUUAAACAUGGAAACGUAGCAAUACCGUUUAAAACAAAAGAAGGAGUUCCUUCCAAAGUGGAAAAGUUAGAAACUAAAUAUUCCUCCUCAACUACGAUAUUAUUAGAAUGGAAUGAGCCUUUAGAACCAAAUGGAAUUGUAACAUACAACGUAAGAUAUAAGAUGCAAAAAGUGGACUGCUCUUACAGUUUCAGCAAUAGUCUAAAUGUUUCAACUACACAAAUAUAUCUGCCUAAUGUGAAACCUUACUCUAUAUACGAAAUAGAAGUUCGUGCCCAAACAAGCCAAGCAGCAGGGGAAUACUCACAGAUAAAAGUGAAAACAAAUUAUUCAGAAAGUUUAUCACAGAGCGAAUUACCCAAAAUUAAAGUAAAGGAUACAUCUUCCAAUAAAGCAAGUGUCAGUAUAACGCCCGCAAAGUGUGAGGAUAUUCAGGGACCGAUUUACUUAAACUUUGUAGCAAAAUGUGAAUAUUGUCAUAAAAAAGUACAUAAUAAUAUUACCACAUCUGCCACAACUACCUCAUAUGAUGUUAGAGAUUUAUACCCAUAUAUAAAUUAUAAUCUAGAUGUAUCAGCAACUAGAAAUCACAGAAAUUGGGUUUUCGUUACAACCGAGGAUUUUACAACAAAACCCUCAGUUCCUACUAAAACAGACGAAAUGUACGUUGUAUCUAAAGAUGGAAAUUCAAUUUCUCUUCGAUGGAAACCUCCUCCGCCUACUGGUAUUUUAGCCGAAUAUAAAAUAUUUUAUAACACAGGAGAAAUGAAAACAAAUAUCACGCAAUGUUCGCUAUGGACAGACUAUCACUGUGCAACAAUUAAAAACAUGGUGGAAGAAACAAACUACGAGAUUAAGGUUUAUGCCAGAAAUGAACAACCCAGUACAUAUUCUCAAAUUGCUACAUCAUUUCAUGUAACAACUAAAAUCGACGUACCACAUUCUCCUUACGAUGUGAUAACGACAUGGACCGAUAACAAUGAUCUGAGUAUAUCUUGGAAGCAUCCCAAUGUCACAAACGGAAAAAUUAAGAAAUUUACAAUCAAUUUUAAGCCUGACCUGAACCAAAACUUUUCAAAGGAAAUUAAAUCUGAAAACGAUUAUAACUUAACGUAUACGUACUUGAUUCAGAAAAAACACUUCACCAAACCAUGUACAAAAUACAAUGUGAGUGUAACUGUUCACAAUGAACAGUAUCAAAAUGAGUCUAAUAAAUACGAAGAAUGGAGCCCCCCACCAGUGCAUAAUAUUUCUAACAAUACGAUCAAAAUAACUAACGACACGAACCACACCAUAUUCAUUGAGAUUUCUAAGAUUGAGGACGAUGAAGAAACUGUUAAAAAUUGCAGCAGAAUGUUUUAUAUUCUAACUUCUUCGUCAACUGAUAAAGAAAAAAUUGAAACUGAUAUAAAUAUAUUUGAAAAAUAUUUGAAAAAUAAUUCAUAUCGUCAAACACUCGGCAAUAUUAAAGAGCACGUUAAAAAAGAUCUAAAUGUGUUGCCCUAUAACGAAAUGAUCUACACAAAUGAUUCAGUUGGUAAAGUAAACCGCUUGUACAUAUACUUUGUUAACGAAUGUUAUGGGAAAAUCGAAAUAAAGAAAGUAGAAAAGAAUCCAUUUUCAGACCCGGAGGUUGGCAAUAAAGGCUUAUAUGCCUUAAUAUUAUUAAUAUUAUUGGUGCCAUUAAUCGUUUAUAUAUACUUAUACAAGAUAAAAAAGAAACAGACAAGUGAGAGAAGCUUAAUGUCGAUUAUUAAACCACAACGAAGGAAAGAUAUAGAGGAGGUACCUUUAAGUGAAAAUGAUCCAGCCAAAUCCAAUAAUAUAAGGAAAUCGUCUAUAAAACAGAAAACAAUGUUACCUUUACCUGCUUCAUACGUCUUAAAAACUAAAUUUUCUGAACCAGUAAAGAUUAUUGAUUUUGAAUCAUAUGUGAGAAGAGCGAUUGAGACAGGAGAGCUAGAGAAACAGCAUGAGAAUUUUCCUCGAGGCCAGACAAAACCAUGGGAGUACGGUGCUUUAAAAGUUAAUAAAUCAAAAAAUCGGUACAAUAACUUGAUUGCAUAUGACCACACUAGAGUGAAGCUAGCUAAGGUCAAUGGGAACGAAUAUUCGGACUAUAUUAAUGCAAAUUACAUAGAUGGAUAUAGAGUCCAAAAGGCAUACAUCGCUACCCAAGGCCCUAAAUCGACUACCCUUAACGACUUCUGGAGAAUGAUAUGGCAAGAAAAAGUUAAAAAUAUAGUAAUGUUAGCUAAUGUCUAUGAAGGAGGAAAGAAAAAAGUUGAAAAAUAUUGGCCAAACAUCAAUGAAGAAAUUGAUUUUAAUGGAAUACGUGUUCAAUAUGUAUCAUCAAAAGUAUAUGCAAAUUAUGAAUAUAGGGUAUUUAAAGUUUAUAACAGAAACGAACAAAGAGAGGUCGAUCAAUUACAUUUUACAACUUGGCCCGAUCACGGAGUACCAUUGUAUUCGCAAAGUUUGGUGCCAUUCCUCCAACAAAUGCUAAAAAUUCCUAAUAACCCACAAUCUCCAGUACUCGUCCAUUGCAGUGCCGGUGUAGGUCGAACAGGAACCAUAAUUCUAUGCGACAUCUGCCUUCGUAUGGCGGCUGGUGAGGGUUCCAUAGACUUUUUAGCAAAUUUGGAACACCUGAGGAGCCAGCGGCCAAACAUGGUCGAUAAUGUUGAACAAUACAAGUUAGCUCAUUUAGUGGUACUCGAAUGCUUGUUCGGCAUGCAUACGUCUGUACCAUGUGAUGAAAACAUGAAUAAGGCUAUCACAAAAAUAUUAUCCGGCGAUAGCGUUGCCAAUCAGCUGAGAUAUUUGAGUGACACAGAAUGGGAGGAUAGAGCUAUGGAUACUAUUUGGAGCAAGGACAAUACGCCGGUAUAUCCGGAAAAAAAUAGAUUUGAGGAUAUCGUACCAGAUAAGAACUACCAAAUUCGCCUGAAAUAUUAUCCUCAUACUGACGAAUCGUCAUCUUACAUCAACGCCGUGCAAGUAGAUGGUUUUCGGAGUCCGGGCAGAUUUAUUGUUUCCCAACAACCCUUACCAAACACUGUUGGAGAUUUCUGGAGAAUGGUAUGGGAGAGACAGUGCACUGUAAUCGUGUCUCUCAACGAAAUCGACCGAAAAAACGUGACUUCUUGUCGGUUUUGGCCAGAAAAGGGAUCCGAAAUGACUCCAGUAGACUACCUAAGGGUCAGUUGUAUAAAUACUAAAGAGUUGGAAUCUUACCGAAUCAUCACUGUAGAAAUGAUAAAUAAAAAAGAAAAUGAAAGUAUGGAAGUAAAAAUAAUAUCUAUGCACGAUUGGAUGCCUAGUGAAUUGUUACCAACCAGUGUUGAAAACUUUUUAACGUUUUGGGAGGAAUGUGACAUUUUAUCAAGAAAGUCCGACACAGUUAUUGUGACAUGCUACGAUGGAGCUACAGCUAGUGGCCUUUACAUAGCAUCGACAUUUUUGAUAGACAAAAUGAAGUUGGAGCAGGAAUGUGAUGUUUGUCUGGCCGUUAGAACUAUACGACAUAACAGGAAACAGUUUGUCGCCAGUGAAGAGCAAUUUACUUUCCUUUAUCGAGUUGGACUGAUGUACAUAGAAGGUUUUGAGUCUUAUGCAAACUUUUCUUAAAUCCUUACAGCCAGGACGUCCAUCAGCAACCCAAGCGGGAGGCACCGUAGAGGAGCAGCAUUCAUUUUUUUUAUUUUGAUUAUCAAUAAACAAAUCACUAAAUAAUUUGCAUACAGGUACAGAUUGUCCCUUUCGGUGUACAAGCCAUUAAAAUCAUAAAUGGAAAACAAACGAACGUAACUACUGAAAAUUAGGUCUCAAAAUUACAUAAUCUAAGCCCAUGGUCUAUUUUAGGUGCCAAUUUGGAACAACUAUAUUAUCAAUAUCAAUUCUUUUUGCCGUCGGACUCUAUUCAUCUUCAAAAUUGUAUGGAUCAUUUACUUAAACUGUUUUAUUUUAAUUUUUAAACUAAUUAUUAUUAUUGUUUUUUUUUUCAAUUAAUGUGAACAAGAAUAGUAAUUUUGCACUUUUUGCUAAUUAAUCUAUAAUAAUUUAAAAAGAAUCGCAUUAAGCCUGGUACGAAUGUUACAACGAAAGCGAAAAUAUAUCUUAGCGAAAUCCUGAAAAUUGCAUUUAUAAGAAAUUUUAUUAUUCGUAUAAGAAAAAAUGUGCUACAGAAAAAAUUUAAGGAAUUUAUAUCAAAUUUUAUUAUUUCCUCGGUCAAGUCGAUUAGGUACCAUAGGACGCUUUCUCAAUAGUAGGACGUUUUCUCAAUUGGAUAGUAAUUAUACAGUAACUAGGUAUUGAAAUAAAGCAUACACUCAUACAUGAUACAUUGAAUGCGGAAAUUUUUUACGAAGUGGCAAAAACAGUGUUUAUCCAGAAUAUAGUUCAUAUAAGAAUUUUAGGUAUUACCGAAAAAUUUUAAGUAAUUUUUGCUAAUAUUUAUUUAUAUAAAUUAUU